AUGAACCAGGAUGUUCGAGAAGCAGUGGAAACAGAAGUCGCAUUCUACGCAACGCACUCACACCAUGAUGUUCAACAUCUCGGCCAGAAUCAGAUUAUUGUAUUUGAUCAAGCUGUAACAAAUAUUGGAAACGCAUACAAUUCACACCAUGGCGGAUUCGUGGCACCCGUUGCCGGGACAUACGUUUUCCACGUGACCAUGAUGGGCAGAAACGCCCAUGCGGUGACAGGCAACCACUUCAAUGCAUAUAUUGAUGUUGAUGGCAGGACAUAUUCGCAGCUGUGGGUUGUACCUUACGAACAGUCUUCACAAAUGUUUAUCAUCGAGUUAUCAGCGGGCAAAACGGUAACGGUGAAGAACCAUAUUCUAGACGACGGGUUUGUUGGACAGCACAUGUCUACUUUCUCUGGCUUUCUAUUGUAUGAGCACUACCGCUCACCAGCUAUCGUAGGAAAAUAA
This is a messenger RNA of Mercenaria mercenaria, 459 nucleotides long. RefSeq names its product C1q-related factor-like. The transcript has 2 exons. Gene Ontology annotation, molecular function: protein binding. Bases 1 to 459 code for a protein of 152 amino acids. The record is from RefSeq and is a predicted model, not a curated record. NCBI's taxonomy places the organism in Eukaryota, Metazoa, Mollusca, Bivalvia, Venerida, Veneridae.